AUGAAAUCUAAAAACAGCAAUAAAUCAAAUAUAGAUAGUGUCCAAGAAAGUAAAAAUGAAGAAAUAGAUAGAGAUUAUUAUAAUAAUAUAAGAAACUGUGCAACAGAUUUACAAAAUUUGUCAUUAAAUUUUUUUCCUUCAAUAAAUACUUACAGUUGUAUACCUAAACUAAAUGCUAUUAAUGCUAUAACAUUUCAUCCUUGUAUUACAAGCAAAGAUUAUUUUAAUAAUACAUAUUCUUUUAAGCCAUUAUUUACUCAUCAUUUUUUUAGUGAUAGUGAACAAGUUAUUGGUUUCGAUAGUUUAAAAAUAGACUUUUAUUAUACAUGUGAUAAUUACGAAGUAUUUAUGAAAUUAAAAGGAUGUAUAUGUGAUCAAUAUGAAAAUUCCAAUCAUAUUAUGUUAAUGCUUCUACAAAAUUUAUAUAUAACUACACCAUAUCCAGGUGGAUUUAUUGAAACAGAAGAAGAAUUUUUAAGUAUUUUAAACAGAAAUGAAAAAAAUGAAAUUGUAAAAAGUAAUAAAACAAAAAAAAAUGUUAAGGAAAGUCUUCCAAGUGAUAUUUAUAAACCUCCCGGUUUUAUUAUUUAUGAAAAAAAAAUUAGUGAAGAAAUAAUUUUACAAAUAAGAAAGUGUGGUUUUUCCUCAGUAUAUUUUAAAAAAGAAAACAAUAAUAUAAUAAAAAAUGAAGAAGAAAAAGAAAAAAAUUUGUAUAAUAAUAAUUCACAAAGCAUAUAUGAUUGCUUAUCAAAAAGCAUAAAUAUAGAUGGUGAUAUUAAUAAAAGAGAUAUAACUUCUAAUAAAAAUAGUGAUAAAUCUAAAAAUAAUUUUAAUAAAAUUGAAAAAAAUGUUCCUAAAGUUAAUAUAAGCAAUAAUGAAAGUACUGAUAAUAAAAUAUAUAAUAAUGGAAAUAUGAAAAUCUCAGAUUUCAAUAAAAAAAAAGAAGAAUAUUCUACUAAUAUAUUAUAUAUGGAUAAAAAUAACUGUAAUAAAAGUUAUAAAAACGAAAAUCAUAAGAAUAGUAAUAAUAUUUUAAAUGACUCAAAUAAAAUGAAUGACAAAAAAAAUGGUGAUGUCAAAAAUUCAUAUUCCGAUUUAAAUAUUCUUUCUAAUGAUACAUCAAUAUCACCAAAUAAAGAGAAGAAGAGAAAUGAUAAAAUUAAAAGAGAAAUUACAAACAAUAAAGAUAGUGAUUCUGAUAAUGUAUUUGUUGAAAAUAAAAAAUUAAAAAAAAAUUGCACAAAAUAUAUUACUGAAAAAGAUAUGUCUAAAUUAUAUAGAGAAUAUUUACAUAUUUUAAAAGAAAAAAAGAGAAAAGGAAGCAUAUCAAAAGAAAAAGAAUAUGAAUCAGAUAUGAACGCUGAUAAUGAUUAUAUGGAUAAUGUAUAUAAAAACAAUAAUAAAGAAUGCUUACCUUCAGAAAAUUAUUCUUUGAAUGAUAAAAUGGGAGAAAAGGAAAAAGAAGAAAGAAAAAACAAAGAAUUAAAUGAAAAUAAUAACAAAUAUGAUUAUACAAUUAAAGAGAACUUUGAGUUAUUACAUAGAAAAGUAGAAUGGUUUUAUCAUUGGUUUAUUGAAAGUGCAUCAAAUAUUGAAUAUGAUUACAGAUGGAGUGUAAUAUUACCAUAUAUAGUUUUUAAGUAUGAUAAUAACAAAAGGAUUUCUGAAAAUAAUUUUAUUGAUAAAUUAAAUGAAAAAAUGUUCAGUAAUGAAAGUUUCAGUUUUGAUUUUAAUGGCAAUGUUAAAGAAGAAAAAUUAAAUGAAUAUAAUAAAAUAAACGGAGAAUAUAAUUCAAAGAAUGGAAAGGAAAUCACAUUAGAAAAAGAAAAAGAUCAAAAGAGAAAAUUAAAAGAAGAAAAUAAAAAAGAAGAUGAAAAAAAACAAAAGAAAAAAAAAAAAAAAAUUAGAAAAUUAGAAGACGUGGAAGAAGAAAUAGAUAAAAAAGAAGAGGAUCAAGAGGAAAGAGAAAAAAAAGAAAUAGAUAACAAAGAAAAUGAUGAAAUAAAUAAUAAUAAUAAUAAUGUAGAAAAUUUUAUAAAUGAUGGAAAAGAAUAUAUACUAACAAAUGAAGUGGUAAAAAAGGCAAUUGAUGAUACAUUAAAUGAUGUAGAAAAUAAAAAAGAAGAGGAUUAUUAUUCUUUUCAUAAAAAUUAUGAUGUUGUUUAUUUGUAUUCGGAUUUAGCAAAAAAAAAUGAAGAAGAAAAAGAAGAAGAAAAAAAAAAAAAAAAAAAAAGAGAAAUAAUAGAAGAAAAUAAAGAUGAAAUUUGUUAUCAAGAAGAAAACUGUUCUUAUUAUUUUUAUUUAUUUGGUUUAGCAACAACUUACACAUUUUUUACAUUUCAAUUUGAUAGAAACAGAAUAUCCCAGUUUCUAAUUUUUCCUCCAAUGCAAAAUAAGGGAUUAGGAAUGAAAGUUUUAGAGAAAAUUUAUCAUUUAUCAAUUGUUAAUAGGAAUAUAAGGGAAAUAACUGUUGAAGAUCCAGCCAUAUCUUUUACUCAAUUAAGGGAUAUUAUUACUAUUAAAAUAUGUAUUGAUUUAAAAAUAUUAUCACCAUCUAUUUUAUAUCCAGAAGAUUAUUUAAAAACAAAAAAUAUCAAAAAAGAAAAUGCCGAAUUAGAUAAAAAAAGAUUUAUGAAAGUAUGCAAGGAAACACAUAAGCAAGUUACUAGAAUGAUAGAGACGUUAUUACUGGCUAAUGUAUUACCGCACCCUGCUCCUAUAUAUAUAGAAAAUGAUGAAAAGCUUUCUAGUAUUAGAAAAAAAGAAAAAAAAAAUGAAAAUGUGAAUUACGUAAAUUCAAUGGAAUAUUUUGAAUCUUCUGAUUUAUGUAGAGAUGUGAGAAUUAAAAUUAAGAAAAGGAUAAAAAAUGAUUAUAUAGGAAACUUAAUUAAUAAGAAUAUGAACUGUAUGGCUAGUGACGUAUUUAGGGAUUAUGUAAAAGAAGAAUUAUAUAAACUAUGGAAAAAACAAUGUAAAGUUUAUUAUAGAACAAUAAAGAAACUGAGAUCAUUAUAUCCAUUAUAA
Plasmodium relictum is the source of this 3024-nucleotide messenger RNA. RefSeq names its product histone acetyltransferase, putative (gene HAT1). The record is from RefSeq and is a predicted model, not a curated record. Gene Ontology annotation, biological process: subtelomeric heterochromatin formation. The coding region runs from base 1 to 3024 and encodes 1007 amino acids. The transcript is spliced from 4 exons. Gene Ontology annotation, cellular component: nucleus. NCBI's taxonomy places the organism in Eukaryota, Apicomplexa, Aconoidasida, Haemosporida, Plasmodiidae. Gene Ontology annotation, molecular function: histone H4 acetyltransferase activity.